This is a messenger RNA of Tilletiaria anomala UBC 951, 3652 nucleotides long. RefSeq names its product DEAD-domain-containing protein. Gene Ontology annotation, cellular component: nucleus. NCBI's taxonomy places the organism in Eukaryota, Fungi, Basidiomycota, Exobasidiomycetes, Georgefischeriales, Tilletiariaceae. Gene Ontology annotation, molecular function: RNA helicase activity; ATP binding; RNA binding. The record is from RefSeq and is a predicted model, not a curated record. The coding region runs from base 154 to 3564 and encodes 1136 amino acids. The transcript has 3 exons.
GUCUUGGUGUAUAGCAUGCAUGUCAAUGGAAGGUCGUGGGUCUGGUGCGCAGACCGGUCAGCCUCGACUAUCCCCUUGAAGCAAGCUGUUCGCAACAGACGUCAGUCAGCUCACUGAAGCCUUAGUUGUGCGGGGAGACCCGAAGCAGUAACCAUGGCUCGCGCGCUGGACUUCCUGCUUGAUGACGCUCCGGCAUCGGCGGCGGCGGCAGGACCAUCGAAGAAAGCUGCCCCGUCGACUUCUACGCCGAGCAACAAGCGCCGAAAGGUUGAUCUUGAGAUGACGAAGGAUCAGGAUCAAGGAGAUUUCGAUGUUGACAUUACGAGGUCUCUCCUCGGUCCUGCCACCGCGAGUAAGCCCACGACGGGCAAAGGCAAAACCAAGGCGAAAGGGAAGGGCCUCCCAAUCGGAGAUGAAGCUGCCAAAGAUGACGAGGAUGAUGGAGAUGCUGAAUUCAUCGCCGGCGCUCAGCAAAGGCACAAUGUCAAAGCUGGCACGGAAGUCGCCAAGCGUGCCGUCAAGGGCAAGGGCAAGGCGGAUGCUAUCAUCACCGGCGGCGCCAAGGUGACAGGUGGAGGCUCAUUCCAGAGUAUGGGCCUGCACCCGUCUCUGCUGCGCUCUCUCCUCGUCCGUGGCUUCACGACCCCAACGCCGAUCCAGCGGCAGGCAAUUCCCUCAAUUCUUUCCCAGCCGCCGCGAGAUCUGGUCGGUAUGGCACGCACAGGGUCAGGCAAGACCCUUGCCUACAUCAUUCCUCUGAUCCAGCGCCUCAACGGGCGGCACUCGACUACGUUCGGCAUCAAGUCCAUCAUCCUCUGCCCGAGCAGAGAGCUCGCGCUUCAGAUCAUGAAGGUCGGCAAGGAGAUCGCGCGCGGCUGGAAGCCGGAUUCUGCUUCCUCCUCGGCCGCCGCAGAGAGGGAUGGGCAGGAUGCCGCGCCGCGCGGAGAGGCAAUCCGAUGGGGCCUGGUCGUUGGUGGCGAGUCACUGGACGAAAAUUUUGCGCUGAUCGCAUCCAACCCCGAUGUCCUCAUCGCCACACCGGGUCGUCUGCUCCAUCUCAUCGUCGAGAUGAACCUCGACCUGUCGUCUGUCAACUAUGUUGUCUUCGACGAGGCAGAUCGCCUCUUCGAGAUGGGGUUCGCCGCGCAAUUGGAGGAGUUGCUGCUGCGUCUGCCGCCAUCGCGUCAGACUCUGCUGUUCAGCGCGACGCUUCCCAAGAGCUUGGUCGAGUUUGCACGAGCGGGUCUGCAGGCGAACCCCAAGCUUGUCCGUUUGGAUGCCGAUGCAAAGAUUAGCGCUGAUCUCCGCAUGGCCUUCUUCAGCGUCAAGCCGAGCGAGAAAGAGGCUGCGCUGCUCGUCCUGCUGCGAACCGUCAUCGGGGUGCCUUUUGGCGAGCAGGCGGAGAAGGAAGAUGAGAGCAUUUACGAGGACGAUCGUGACCAGCGACAUCAUGGCGGUCGGAGAAAGCCUUCCUUCUCCGCUCCGGCUAGCCGGGACAAAGGCUGGGGAUCCAGGGCGUCCGGUGGAGACAAGAAACGCAAGCGCACUGCCAACGAUGCGCUCGGUGGCGCAGCGAGGCUGCUGCCGCAUCAGACGAUCAUCUUCUGUGCGACCAAGCACCACGUCGAGUACCUCACGCAGCUGCUCUCCACCUGCGGCUACGCAUGCUCGCACAUCUACUCUUCGCUUGACCAGACCGCGCGAACGAUCCAGAUGGCACGCUUCCGCCGCGGUCAGACCAGCUUGCUCAUCGUGACCGACGUCGCUGCCCGCGGUAUCGAUCUGCCCGUCCUCGAGCACGUUAUCAAUUAUGACUUUUGCUCUCAGCCGCGCGUCUUCGUUCAUCGUGUAGGCAGGACGGCCAGGGCCGGCAGGAAGGGAUGGGCGUACAGUUUCGUCACAAACACAGAGCUACCGUACCUGUGCGACCUUCAGCUGUUCCUUGCAAGACCGCUCGUCCCGUCCGGUCGUGCAAGCAAAGCGCUGGUCGACAACGGUGCAGACGCAGAUGCUGGCACUGCUGACAUGCACACCAACCUUGUCCUUGGCACCUUCUCACGGCACAUGCUUGACCCAGAGGUCGACUUCUUGGAGCACUCGCUCACAUCUUCCUCGUCCGCCGCUGCGCAGGCACUGCCGGCGCUCAAGCAGGUCGCUGCUCGUGCGCAGGGCAUGUACGAGCGCUCGAGGAGCAAGGCGAGUCAGGAGAGUCAUCGGCGCGCGAAGGAGAUGGUGAAGGCGGCUCAAGAGGCCCAUCUGCAUCUCACUGCUGCCAAGUCUCUCGAGCCGACGAGUCUCCUGCUUGCAGGGUGUGCGAGCGAGGAACUGGGCGUCCAUGAGGUGUUGCGCAACCCUGCUGCCUUUGGCUUCAAGGGUAUGCCAAUACGGAGCGAUAGCGCUCUCAGCUUAAUAAAAGCUCAGCCUGACGGCGUGCAGAGCCCUGGCCCUGAUGACGCAGACAUGGAUGCGGCCCGUGCAGCGAUGCUCGCAAAGAUCAACGGCUUCACACCCAUGGAGACGAUUUUCGAAGCCGGCAGGCAAGGCGCUAACCCGCUAGCGCAACUGAUGAAGUCGCGCCGUCAGACCUUGCAGCAGGCCAAGAGCAAGGACGUCGCCGCAAGGGCAGCGGCAGCCGAUGAUGCUGGCAAGGCUGACGACGAUGCUGAGACGAAGGCCGACAGCGGAGGACAUCUCGACGGAAGUCUGAGCGAGGCUGACGAGGAGGACCUCAAGGAUGUCUUUGAUCUUGGUGGUGUUGAGGAGGCUGGCUCGGAGGAAGAGCAAGAACAGGCACCAAAUUUGUCAACCAGUGCACGCCCACUUGCCAAAGGCGCCUUUAGAGACCCCAACUUCUACAUGUCGUACAAACAGGAAGGUGCCGACUCGGAGAAAGGCUACUCUUUCUCAGGAGGAGGCAGCUCCUUCAACGAGCAAGCUAGGCAUGUGACCUUUGAUCUCAAUGGCGACGAUGCGACGCUUGGCACUCAGACACAGCGACCCAACGCCGCACGCUGGGACACCAAGAAGAAGAAGUUCAUCAAGGGCGAUGGCACCGGCUCCGACAACAAACGCCUUAUUAGGACGGAAUCGGGCCUGAAGCUUCCUGCCACCUUCCGCUCAGGUCGUUUCGACGAGUGGAAGCGCGAGCAGAGGCUCGACAUGCCGAAAGUCGGCGAGCGCGAGGCAGAUCUUCCUAUCACGCUACGCUCGGAGCACAUGCGCGAUGGUCGCCGUCUGUUCAAGCACACGAAGACGUUCGAGGCAAAGCCGGUCGACAGGCUGUCUGACAAGUGGUCCAAGAACUCGAAGAAUUUCACUGCGAAGGAGAAGGCACAGCAUGAAGAGGCUAAUGCCGCGGCGAAGGUACGGGACGCGAAAGGCACCAAAGGCAAGUAUGGCAGUGGGAAGAAGGUCCACACUGCUGGUGCCAAGCGCAACAGUGGCACCAAGGCCCGUAGCGAGCUCAGGUCGGCUCGGGACAUCCAAAAGGAACGCGCUGUCAAACAAAAACGGCGCGAAAAGAAUGCGAGACCGCCAUCGAAGAAAGGCAAAGGUGCGCGCUAGUUUGGUUCCGAUUACAUAUUGCUUGUUAUUCCCAUUGCGGACAGGAUGUCACAGUUCAGUCCUUCAAGGGAAGCGAAAUUAUCAAUGU